Suillus subalutaceus is the source of this 720-nucleotide messenger RNA. RefSeq lists its product as uncharacterized. The transcript is spliced from 3 exons. The record is from RefSeq and is a predicted model, not a curated record. The coding region runs from base 1 to 720 and encodes 239 amino acids. Lineage: Eukaryota; Fungi; Basidiomycota; Agaricomycetes; Boletales; Suillaceae.
AUGGCGGCUAACAAGUUACCUGUUGAGCUCUGGCUCGUCGUUUUGUCUCUUGGAAAAUUUUCCUCCAACAAUCUUGCUGCACUCUGCCAAGUGUGCACCUACUUCCAUCAUGCAGUAAUUGACACCCUGUAUGAGUCCAUUACAGUGGACAACUCAGAUGUCUGCACCACACUUGCAGAGCAUCCCCACCUUGCACACAAAGUCAAAUCUUUCAUAUUUACAUAUCCAACAAUCAUGGACAAUAACGGUCCUGAGGUGCACCUGGAUAAUCUCACAUUGGCUCUCAACAAUAUGACACACCUCUCAACACUCAAGCUUAUCCAUUCCCAAAAGUGCUACUCAUCUGUCCUUCAGUACUGUGAUGCCAAGCUUCACAUCUUUCAUUGCACCUAUGCUGUCAACCUCCAAUUCCUGAACUUCUUGAACAGGCAGGAUAGCAUCUGUGAUCUUGUUAUUACUGGCCGACAUGCACACAGUGGCUCAUGGGAGCUCAAUAUGACCAUUCGCCCCUCGACUAGUAUCAGGAAUCUGGGACUCGACCUCAUGGUUUGGCACCCAGAACCUCGAUUCUCCUACCCAUCUAUUCCAAAACAUGUUGAGGAAAUCACCCUGACAGGUUUUGCUACUCAGCACCUUAGCGUGUAUGGUGGUUUUGGAAUCUGGAAAUGGGGACGUGAUUUACAUCUCAUGCUAGAAGGUGUAUUGAAUUUAAAAGGUUGA